Mercenaria mercenaria is the source of this 1761-nucleotide messenger RNA. RefSeq names its product prolyl 4-hydroxylase subunit alpha-1-like. Lineage: Eukaryota; Metazoa; Mollusca; Bivalvia; Venerida; Veneridae. The transcript has 14 exons. Gene Ontology annotation, molecular function: procollagen-proline 4-dioxygenase activity; protein binding; iron ion binding. The coding region runs from base 48 to 1691 and encodes 547 amino acids. The record is from RefSeq and is a predicted model, not a curated record. Gene Ontology annotation, biological process: peptidyl-proline hydroxylation to 4-hydroxy-L-proline. Gene Ontology annotation, cellular component: endoplasmic reticulum.
GCUGCAGAUGUUAUAUGUAAUAAGCCGUGUAAUAUUUAGGAAGAAUUAUGUACAUUAUUUUACUUCUGUUUUCGUUAUUUUCUUGUCAUGUACAGUUUAUAAAGAUGAAUGUUUUUACCUCUGUUUCGAAACUGGAACAGCUAGCACGUGAUGAACAAGAAAUGCUCGCUUCGCUCGAAAUUUACAUUCGUGAUUCAGAAACUGGCGGAAUAGAGGUACCAGAAAAUGUUAAAAGAUUCUACAACGAUUUAUUAGACACGUCUGUGCGGACAAUUCAAGAACAUUUCAUGGAGAAUCCAAUAAAUGCCUUUCACUUCAUACAUAGAAUGCAUGUUACAUGGCCAACCGUUAUUACAACAAUAGAUUGUGAACAGUGUACAUUGACUACUCCAUUGAUAGAUUUUAAAGCCCGUCUUUCUGGUAUUGAGGAACAAAGUGACAUCCAAGUGACAAGCGAGGAUUUGCAAUGGUCUGCUAUGGCUGUUGUACGACUAUGGCAAACAUACAAACUGCACUUGCCAUCUCUUUUCAGAGGUCACAUUUUAAACGCCAGUACAAAUCCACUUUCGUUUGAGGACAUUCUCUAUAUCUGCAAUCAACUUGACUUCCGGAAUGACUUCUACAAAGAAAUUGUGUGGCUCAAAGCGCUGCUCAAAGAAAUGACCAACAAUAAAUUAUACAAUGACAAAGAAGUAACCAGAGUAAUCAAACAAAUGGCGGGAGCGUACUCCAAGUAUGGCAUGCCGUGGGAAUCUGUUGAUCUGUUGGAAAAGCUAAUUACGACGGCAAACGCAAAUGACCAUGCUAAGUUGAAACGAGAUUUAGCAUUCUAUAGGACCAAAAUAAAAGAUGAUUCCGAGAGAGAGAUUGAGCUGAAACCAAGCGAGGUAGACUUAGCGAAGUUGCAUUAUGAAGCAUUGUGCAGAGGACAUGUGACCAGAAAGCGCAAGAUUUUAUCUCGGCUACGUUGCAUUCAUCGUAAAACUUCAGUGCCGAUUUAUCGCGUGAAAGAAGAAAUCCUGAACUAUGACCCUCGUGUAUCGCUGUUCCACCAGGUAUUAACAAACACUGAAAUAACUGGUAUCAAGGAUCAGGCAAUGAAAAUGCUAAGAACUUCAUCGAUUGUCGGUGAUGGUCCGAGACAAAGUCUGAAAGAGUUUAAUUAUCGAGUCAGCCAAACUGCAUGGCUACCGGAUCAUAGCUCAGAUUUGGUUAAGAGUGUUAGCAACCGUAUAGAAUUGAUAACUGGUUUGAGCACACAACAGUUCCGUUCAUUUUCUCAUGCUGAAGACUUGCAAGUACUGAACUAUGGUGUUGGUGGAAUGUAUGAAGCUCAUUUGGACUGUCUUAACGCACUGAUACAUAUAAAUCCAGUACGUGCUGAAGAUACAGUGUUUUUACGAGGCACGGGAGAUCGAGUGUCGACGUGGAUGUUUUACCUAAAUGAUGUCCAAGCUGGAGGCGCAACAGUGUUUCUGGAUCUUAAUAUCACCGUUCCGGUAGAAAAGGGUGCUGCAGUGUUCUGGUACAAUAUCAGAAGAAAUGGAGAAAUUGACGAAAGGACUCGGCAUGCUGGGUGUCCCGUACUCAUAGGCUCUAAAUGGGUGGCAAAUAAAUGGAUACGACAGCAUGGACAAAUAUUUCGAAGGAAAUGUGGAAAGAACAUUAAUUCUAUAGACACUCGAUUGUGACAACACUGUUUUGAUAGAAUCUAUAGACUAUGUAUAUCAUGAGAAAAAAAACAUAGAUUAUUUCAUGUUA